Messenger RNA from Limanda limanda (common dab), 499 nucleotides. Its product is annotated as ubiquitin-conjugating enzyme E2 N-like. The coding region runs from base 1 to 462 and encodes 153 amino acids. NCBI's taxonomy places the organism in Eukaryota, Metazoa, Chordata, Actinopteri, Pleuronectiformes, Pleuronectidae. The record is from RefSeq and is a predicted model, not a curated record. The transcript has a single exon.
AUGGCCGGUUUGCCUAGUAGGAUUAUAAAGGAGACACAGCGGUUGAUGGCGGAGCCCGUACCAGGGAUCACGGCUACGCCCGACGAAGGGAACGCUCGAUACUUCCACGUGGUCAUCGCGGGGCCUCAGGACUCUCCGUUUGAAGGAGGCACAUUUAAACUUGAACUAUUUCUUCCAGAAGAGUAUCCCAUGGCAGCUCCCAAAGUGCGAUUCAUGACCAAAAUCUACCACCCCAACGUCGACAAACUGGGAAGAAUAUGUUUAGACAUUUUGAAAGAUAAGUGGUCUCCAGCCCUGCAGAUCUGUACAGUGUUGCUAUCUAUCCAGGCGUUAUUAAGUGCUCCUAACCCAGAUGAUCCCCUGGCAAAUGACGUCGCAGAGCAGUGGAAGAAAAACGAAAGCCAUGCCAUUGAGACAGCCCGAACAUGGACCAGGGUCUACGCGGGCCCCAGCGAAGUAUAGAAGAAGAGAGACGAGGCGACUGAAUGUGAUCCACAAC